Solanum lycopersicum (tomato) is the source of this 675-nucleotide messenger RNA. RefSeq lists its product as uncharacterized. The record is from RefSeq and is a predicted model, not a curated record. Gene Ontology annotation, molecular function: RNA-DNA hybrid ribonuclease activity; nucleic acid binding. NCBI's taxonomy places the organism in Eukaryota, Viridiplantae, Streptophyta, Magnoliopsida, Solanales, Solanaceae.
AUGUCUUCUAAGAAGUUCAACUCCAAAUCUGUUCUGGUUAAGACUAUUGAUUCCAAGUUUUCCUCAGCAGUGGAGAACAAAGUGGAUGCUACAAUGGAAUUUUUGAGGCCCAUCACUACGAACAGAGCAAACUUACUACGACAACAAACACUUCAAAUGUCAUCUAUAUCACUUCCUAUUCUAGAUCUCCCAUCUUCAAAGAGGGAAAUAUUCUCUCCGAAUGAAUUAGCAGAAGGAGGGAAUGAAGCUGAGAUUUUAUCUGAUGAGUUACCUAAUGAAGAUGCAAUAUUAAUUGAAAUACGACGUUGGAAGAUGUAUUUUGAUGGAGUUUUGCAUAGUGAACGAGUUGGUGCUGGAGUAGUGUUUGUCACGGCAUAUGGAGAAGUCCUACCAUAUUCCUUCACUCUUACUCAACAUUGCUCCAAAAAUGUUGCUGAAUAUAAUGCACUUUUACUCGGUCUUGAAAUUGUUGUUAAUAUCAAACAAUUGCAGUUGCAAAUUUAUGGUGAUUUCAAGUUAGUGAAUGAUAAAGUAUUAGGGGAUUAUGAAGUGAAGAAGCCUGAGUUACUCCCAUUCUGCAAUUAUGCUCAAAAGAAGUUAGGUUGGCUUGGAGAGCUUGAUAUGAACUUGGAAGGAUGGCAUUACCGGGCGAAGAAGGAGAAGUCAGACUACUAG